CACUUAUCAGCCACUAUCGCGGCGAGUUAUAUUCAGCUUCAAGCUUCAGGCCCAGGCCUUAUGAGGAAUAUGCCGUCAGAAGCUGUCAGAGGGCUUAGGUUAGCCCUGCUAAUACAAGUUAUGGGUAGAAGCCACGACAUACUGUGGCGGGAACACAUCUGGAGCCUGUUGAAGCAAACUCUACUUCCAACGUCUCACUUCCCGCUCGCAAUUCAACCAAGAACACGCUGAAGCUUGCCCAUUUCGCGAUCGGGGGGCACGACACGACAUACUACACACUCAGUACUCAGGUAUUAGUAACACGAGCUUCAGUGUUCCAAAUUCAUCGAUUUGCAUUCAGCCUCCUCAACAACGAGAGGAUGACGCUUUCUAAUUCCCUAGAUAUCAUCCCUAGAAUGGGGUCUGGCGUCAUUGAGCACUGUCAUGCGACUCGCGCCCACGUCGACAAAGACAUAGCUGCAUUAGCCGAGUCCUUGCGUGGCUGUCGCUCUCGCAGGAUCAGUCUCUCUUAUAUAUCCUGGCUUCCACUCGAGAUUCUCACUGCUGUCUUCACAUACAUCGUAGAAGAGGACACUUUCAAGAGUCCUACAGGCACACCCCGCCCUAAUGGUGCUCCUGUUUCUAUGAUAAUCACCCACGUCUGCAGGCACUGGCGCCAAGUCGCUCUCGAGUGUCCUACUCUUUGGGCAUCUCUCAAUUGCGUCUCUGCUAAUUGUCUGGACAUGAUGUUGGAGAGAUCGAAGAAAAUUGCUUUGGUUGUUAUCUACAGGUCGCCGGGCUCGUUGCGAAAAUGUUUCCAGCAAAUUCUUUCGCAGUUACCUCGCAUCAAAUUCCUCCAGUUGUGCUCAUAUCCAUGGGAUGUCAAUCGCAUUUUGGAUUGCUUAUCAUCGCAACCCGCGCCGUUGCUUCAAUCAUUCAAAUUCUCAGUCGCGGGGAAAUCUAACUUCAGAGUCAUGGGGUCCAUAUCAGAUGCCGUUUUUCAAGGACGAGCCCCCCUACUUCGGAGCGUUGAGCUUAUGGAAUGUACCUUCAGCUGGACGUCGUGUAUUUUUAGUGGGCUUCGAACUCUAGAUGUGAGACGAAUAGGAUCUGCAUCUUAUCCUACUCUGUCGCAGCUCCUGUCAACUCUGAGACGUAUGCCUGAGUUGGAGCAGCUGACACUUGGGCUGUCAUCCAGAAUUUCCGAGGACACCGAGCUUUCUGACCGAGUUCCACUCACUCGGUUAAAAAGUAUAGCACUGGACGCCUGCACCCUCCGAAAUGCUGUAUCUCUCUUUUCAUGUCUCGCCUUUCCCGUUGAUGUCAAGAUCGCUCUCAAUCUAGCACCAAUUGGAAGCUGCCUUUCCGACCUAUUUUCGGCCAUGCACAAGGAUCCUGACGGAUCAGGUCCUAUCAUUCGGUCGAUGCGUGCCAAUCUUUCGUACCAUACAUUCGGCGUCCAAUUCGGCACAUCAACGGCAUUCAAAUCCAAGUAUUCUUGGGACCCUCAUAACGAUGAUAUACUACUUUCGAUUCAAUUCAAAUGCAGUUCAUCCACUAGAAAGCCCCCCAUCAUAUUUGACAUGUGUCAGAUGGUCCCGCAUCGCCAAAUUCAAAGCUUGUUUGUGACAUCCUCCCUUGUCCUCCGAGAAAACUUCUGGCGCGUAGGGUCCACUGACCUUCCGGAGCUCGAAAAUAUUCAGCUGAGUGGGACCUGCAAUAUGAGAAGCCUGAUUGCUGUGCUACAAAGUGGAGGCACACAAAGUUCGGAUAUGGCAUAUCCCUCGCUUCAUGCUCUGGAGUUCGAGAAUAUCGACUUUGGAUGCGGUGAAGCUGAAGAACUUCAGGACAUUGCCAUAAUGCGAGCCGGUCAUGGUGUCGGUAUACACGAACUCCGACUAGUGAAGUGCAGAAAUCUGGUGGACGAUAGAGUGCAGUUCCUCAAGGAAGUGGUUACAGACGUCGAUUGGGACGGGCAUGAAGAGGGCUUGGUGGGCGGCAGUGGCUCGGGAGGUGGCUGUCUUUGUCACAUUUGCAGGGAUGAAUCUUCUGGGGAGGACUACAUGCAGGCACUAUUACAUUCGGAUUAUGAUUACGAUCCUGAUUCUGAUGCAUAUUCGGAAGACUAGUUUCAGUUUGACUGUAUCUGGGACAAGUUAUGAUCUUGGUCGAAUAUACACUACUUAGCUCAUUUAGCUGCA
This is a messenger RNA of Suillus discolor, 2180 nucleotides long. RefSeq lists its product as uncharacterized. Lineage: Eukaryota; Fungi; Basidiomycota; Agaricomycetes; Boletales; Suillaceae. The transcript is spliced from 3 exons. Bases 360 to 2108 code for a protein of 582 amino acids. The record is from RefSeq and is a predicted model, not a curated record.